Molecule: messenger RNA, 2010 nt
Organism: Oreochromis niloticus (Nile tilapia)
Lineage: Eukaryota; Metazoa; Chordata; Actinopteri; Cichliformes; Cichlidae
Product: bromodomain-containing protein DDB_G0280777-like
Exons: 7
Coding region: 144-1829 (561 amino acids)
Source: RefSeq, a predicted model, not a curated record
AACCACCACAACUGGGGCACCAACAACCACAAAAGCCAAUCCAACCACAACAGUUGCGGCUCCAACACCAACAACUGCAGGACCAUCCACAACAACUGCGGGACAAUCCACAAUAGCAGAACCAACCACAACAACUGUGGGACAUGCAACCACAACAGGUGCACCACUCACAACCACUGCGGCACCAACAACAACGACAACUGCAGCUUCAACCACAACAGUUGCGGCUCCAACAACAAAUGCUGCGGCACCAUCCACGACAGCCAAACACAGCAACACCACUGUGGCACCAACGACAACAACAGCAAGUACAACCACAGCAAAUGUGGCUGCGACUACGAAAGCUGCAGGAGAAUCCACGACAGCUGAACUGUCCACAACCACUGCCGCAUCAACAAUCAUUACAACUGCGGCUCCGACAACAACAGUUGCAGCUCAAACAACGACAACUGCUGGACCAUCCACGACAGCCGAACCAAGCACCACCACUGUGGCACCAACAGUCACAACAGUUGCUCCAACCACAGCAGUUGUGGCAACUGCUGGACCAUCCACGACAGCCGAACCAAGCACCACCACUGCGGCAUCAACAACAACGACAACUGCGGCUUCAACCACAACAUUUGCAACUCCAACAACGACUGCAGCUGGACCAUCCACUACAGAAGCACCAACAACCACCGCUGCAACAACAACAACAACAAACUCUGCUCCAAACACAACAGCUGCCACUUCAACAACAACAACAACAACUGCUGGACAAUCUACUACAGCAGCACCAACCACCACAACUGGGGCACCAACAACCACAAAAGCCAAUCCAACCACAACAGUUGCGGCUCCAACACCAACAACUGCAGGACCAUCCACAACAACUGCGGGACAAUCCACAACAGGUGCACCACUCACAACCACUGCGGCACCAACAACAACGACAACUGCAGCUUCAACCACAACAGUUGCGGCUCCAACAACAAAUGCUGCGGCACCAUCCACGGAGUGGAACAGCCAAACACAGCAACACCACUGUGGCACCAACGACAACAACAAACUGCGACUCCAACCACAACGGUUGCGGCUCCAACAACAACAACUGCAGGACCAUCCACAACAACUGCGGGACAAUCCACGAUAGCAGGACCAACCACAACAACUGUGGGACAAACAACCACAACAGGUGCACCACUCACAACCACUGCGGCAUCAACAACAACGACAACUGCGGCUCCAACCACAACAUUUGCGACUCCAACAACGACUGCAGCUGGACCAUCCACUACAGAAGCACCAACAACCACCGCUGCAGCACCAACAACCACCGCUGCAGCACCAACAACCAUAAACUCUGCUCCAAACACAACAGCUGCCACUUCAACAACAACAACUACUGCUGGACCAUCUACUACAGCAGCAUCAACAACCACCACUGCAACACCAACCAGAACCACUGCGACAUCAACAACCACAACAACUUCGGCUUCCACCACAACAGUUGCUGCUCCAACAACGACAACUGCAGGACCAUUCACAACAGCAGCAACCACAACAGCUGCCACUUCAACAACAACCGUUCCAACCACGACAACAGCUGUACCGACCCCGACCACUGCCACACCAAAGACCACAACAGCCGCUGGAGCCCUUCAGUGUCACACCUGCAUAGAUCAGAUGUGUUCAAGCACAGCACUAAAAACAUGUUCUUCAGAGACGAUGUGUAUUACAGCUACUAUUUUAGCUUCCUCAUCUGGAACUACGGCAAUGCAAAUCUACAAGGCAUGUGCAUCUUCCUCCCUGUGUCCAGCUACGGGCUCUCAGACAUUUUCAGUUAACUUGGGUAAUCAAAGUGCUCUUGCAUCUGCCACGUGCUGCAAAACAGAUAGCUGCAACUCAAAAACUCUGGCUGCCCCUAAUCCUCAGUCACAUAAUGGCCGACUAUGUAACGUUUGUUCCACCCCUCUGUGCAACACUCCAUUACAGUGUCAGGGAGUGGAAGACCAGUGCAUUCAAUCC